Radiomyces spectabilis is the source of this 882-nucleotide messenger RNA. RefSeq names its product RNA polymerase. The coding region runs from base 59 to 688 and encodes 209 amino acids. The transcript is spliced from 7 exons. Gene Ontology annotation, cellular component: RNA polymerase II, core complex; RNA polymerase III complex; RNA polymerase I complex. Gene Ontology annotation, molecular function: DNA binding; DNA-directed RNA polymerase activity. The record is from RefSeq and is a predicted model, not a curated record. Lineage: Eukaryota; Fungi; Mucoromycota; Mucoromycetes; Mucorales; Radiomycetaceae. Gene Ontology annotation, biological process: DNA-templated transcription.
AUUCCAGAAAAAAGCGGACAAGAGGGUGCACAACCUUUAUUUUUCUCAUAAUAUAAUAAUGGACGCCAGCAGCCGAAGCGAAGUAACGAGAUUAUGGAGAGUGUUCCGAACUGCCCAUCAAAUGGUGCACGAUCGAGGUUACCUUGUCUCCCAAUCCGAACUUGACAUGGAACUCGAAACUUUCAAGCGCACUUUUGCUCCCUCGGGUGACGUUGAUCGCGAUCAUUUGACAUUUGUUGUUCAGAAAAAGGACGACCCCACUGAUCAGUUGCUCGUCUUCUUUCCCAAGGAUGCUUCAGUCGGUGUGAAGCCAUUGAGAGUGUUUGUUGAACGUAUGGCACAACAGCAGAUUCCCAAAGGCAUUUGCAUUUACCAAAAGAGCAUGACUUCUUCUGCCAACAAGGUCAUUCAAUCGUUGCCCUCGAAACAUACCUUGGAAUCGUUCCAAGAAAACGAACUGUUGGUCAAUAUUACCCACCAUGUGCUGGUGCCUAAGCAUGAAGUGUUAACUAGCGAAGAAAAGGCUACUUUGCUUCAACGAUACCGUUUGAAGGAUACACAAUUGCCACGCAUUCAACAUUCGGAUCCUGUUGCGAGAUACUACGGAUUAAAGCGAGGACAGGUUGUGAAAAUCUUGAGAGAGAGUGAAACAGCCGGUCGCUAUGUCAGUUACAGAUUAUGCAUUUAAGCAAGCAAGCGAGCACGAGAGCGCUUUUCAUUUCUUUAACCAUUCUUUCUUCAUUCGAUUUUGUCGAUUUCUUCUGGAAUAUACGCAUCAAAAAAUACGCGCUUAAGAAAAAGGCUUGCAACGAGUAAUUCAUAGAUUCAAAAAAAAAGCAAAAAAGAAAAUAUCUCAUAUCCAUACAAUUUUUUCACCCUGGU